Messenger RNA from Sphaerodactylus townsendi, 1829 nucleotides. RefSeq lists its product as uncharacterized. The transcript is spliced from 6 exons. Gene Ontology annotation, molecular function: S-adenosylmethionine-dependent methyltransferase activity. The record is from RefSeq and is a predicted model, not a curated record. Lineage: Eukaryota; Metazoa; Chordata; Lepidosauria; Squamata; Sphaerodactylidae.
GCCUCUGCGCGACCCACCUGCCCGGCCUCGCUGCCCUGGACGGAGCAGGUUUAAAUCUGAGGGGGUUCCCUUUGGAGCACCGACUUGCUUGCAUCCUGCAAGAGGGGAGCGCCGGAGCCCUGCCCCCUGGGCGCAGGAAGCUCUGCCUCCCCGUUGCAUAAGCGCGCCCAAGGCUUCCCUUCCUUCCGUAGACUCGCUUCCCCUCCCCCGGGGCAUCAACGGUGCCAACAGCGCUGCCAUCUAGGGAGGGUGCUUGGCAAGGCGGCCGGCUUUUCAUCUGCAAAGUUUGCAACUGGCCCGGCCAGAAGUCCAAAGUCCAAAGUAUAAAAUAAAUAAAUAAAUCCGAAAGGGCUCUCGCGAAAACGCGCACUUGGCUGCUCCCCAAAAGGCGCUGGUCGGCCGGGAAAUGGCCACGCGGUUGUUCGAGGGGAAGGAGCAUGCCUCCGGCUAUUUGAAGUACAGGUUCUCGCCUCCUGAGAAACUCCAAGAGGUGAUCUUCGCCUACCUGGACAACAAGAAAGUGAGCUCCUUUCAAUUGGCGGUGGAUGUAGGCUGUGGUUCCGGCCAAAGUACAUUGUGGAUGGCAAAGCGGUUUGGGAAGGUGGUCGGAACGGACAUAAGCGAGGCUCAGAUUGAGGAGGCGAAGCAAGCUGGCCAUCCUGCAAAUGUCUCUUACCUAGUGAGCCCAGCAGAAAACCUCCCGUUCGAGGAUAACUCUGUGGACUUCAUCAUGGCCUUUGCUGCGGUCCACUGGUUCGACAUUCCCCGCUUUAUGAAAGAAGUGGAAAGAGUCCUGAAGCCCUCUGGCUGUGUGGCGUUGUCCACCAACUGCUUAGACAUGCAAGUGCAAUACAAAGAUUGUACAAAGAAGCUGACCGAGAUCUUUAAUGAGGUAAGGAAGCAGGUUUUUCUGUAUGCAAAAGAAAAGUGCAGGCCUAAAUCAACAUUCCCAUCCGUCUUUAUGGCAGAAGGCUAUUGAAUUCUUAUGGCUCUUCCUUUGGAUAAACUGUUCCUAUUUCUUUCCAGGAUCACAGAUAUUUUUGGCACAGUGCCCUUUACUGUGGCUGGAUUCCUGGGAUAUAUCCAGACCUUUUCCAUGUACCAAACCUUUCUAAAGGCUGAGCCUGAAGCGGCCAAGUCUCUCAUUCAAGACACUGAAAAAAGGAUCCUGGAGGUGAUAGGCGAUGGCUCUCUCCAGACUCCAGUGGAGAUCAAGAUGCGGCAUGUUGCUGUUCUAGGGUGCAAAAACUCCUGAAAGGGGCGUGGAUUGAGGCAGGAAUCCGCAGAUUGGGGAAAUCUGUGCAAAAUGUCACCAAAGGAAAGGAAAAUAAUCGGGUUAUUCCAAGGGGAGCACAAAAUGGGAGUCAAAGCCAGAGGACCAAGAGUCACAAGAUGACUCGCGUAUCUCCCAAAAUAAUAAUGUUCUCCAUUUACAAAGUUAGACAUGCCAAUGAGGUUGGGACGGGUUCUAAACUUCCGCUCACCUCUAUAGCACACACUCAGACCGGUUGUGUGCACUUUGACCUAACCAACCUUUCCCCGUGGUUGUAAGGAUAAAACCAGACAUCUCCCCCUCCAAUAUGUCACCCUGAGCUCCUUGCAAGGUAAAAAUGUGAUGAUUAGUUUAUACAAAGUAGGGUUACAGUGCUGCCCUCCCCACUAGUGGGGAACCCGCCUCAUUUCACCUGUCAUUUUGGCCUUAAUCGUUGCUUUGACUUCUACUGUCUCCCCUAUCUCGACCUUAAAUCCUCGCACUUUCUUAUUUUUGAUUCAUAGUGAAUGCUUUUGUCUGUAAAGGAAAAAAACCCAAUAAAAUUGCUAAAAAUCUC